ACUAAGACUACCAAAACCCUAUAAAUUUCUCACCUUUUUCAACUCAUUUUACCAACCAAAUCAAAACAACCGCCUUCAUAGAAAGAAAGAAAAAAAAACAUAACUAGGUCUAGUUGUGAUGGCCUCUUCCCAGCUCUUCAUCAUCUUUGCCAUUCUAGCAAUUUCGGCCCCUUCAAUUUUGGCAACAAAUUAUGUUGUCGGCGAUGGCAAAGGGUGGACCAUUAACUUCGACUACCUAGCUUGGGCACGGGGGAAGAUGUUCUAUGUUGGCGACAACCUUGUUUUUAACUAUCCAAAAGGAGUCCACAAUGUGUUCAAAGUGAAUGGGACUGAUUUCCAGCAAUGUUCAGCUCCAUUAGACAGUGUGCCAUUAACCAGUGGACAUGAUGUGAUCACCCUUGCAACCCCUGGAAGAAAAUGGUACAUUUGUGGUGUUGCCCAGCACUGUGCAAUGGGUGGCCAGAAGCUUCUUAUAACUGUGUUUCCAUCGUCGUUUGCUCCGAGCCCCAGCCCCACCUGGGAAAACAGCAACCCUUCAUGGUCUGCUCCUGCCCCCAGUCCCACCUGGUAAAAAAGCAGACCUUCCUGGGAUGCUCAAAGCCCCCACCUGGGGCUACACCAACUAGAAGUGUCAACUUGGAGCAAUACAUGGGUGAUCUGCGUUAAGCUUGGGGCCGCUAAUCCUAGCGUCGUAACUGUUUUUCAGUAACACUGUGUUUGGGUAAUUCAUUUUCCAGUUAUUAAUAAGUGUGAGUUUUGCAAU
Molecule: messenger RNA, 763 nt
Organism: Prunus avium (sweet cherry)
Lineage: Eukaryota; Viridiplantae; Streptophyta; Magnoliopsida; Rosales; Rosaceae
Product: blue copper protein 1b-like
Cellular component (GO): plasma membrane
Molecular function (GO): electron transfer activity
Source: RefSeq, a predicted model, not a curated record